Molecule: messenger RNA, 4365 nt
Organism: Penicillium antarcticum
Lineage: Eukaryota; Fungi; Ascomycota; Eurotiomycetes; Eurotiales; Aspergillaceae
Product: Pfs, NACHT and WD domain protein
Exons: 4
Coding region: 1-4365 (1454 amino acids)
Biological process (GO): nucleoside metabolic process
Molecular function (GO): catalytic activity; protein binding
Source: RefSeq, a predicted model, not a curated record
AUGCCUUCUCUCGAUCCGAAAGUCUAUCUCGUUGCUUGGAUUGCUCCACUCGAGAUCGAGGUACAAGCUGCAUUAUGUAUGCUCGAUAAAGUACACAUAGGAGGAUUUCCAGUCGGUCCUGGUGAUGACUACGUGUUCCAUGCAGGUGAGGUGAACGGGCACAACGUGGUUGUUGCGACGUUCGCUGCUGGUCAGCCGUACGGCACCAACUCUGCAACUUCCCUCGCAAGCCACGUGCGACGUUUUUUCCCCAACCUGUGGUUUGGACUACUGGUUGGCGUUGCAGCAGGGCUCCCAAAUCUUUCGUCCUCUCCCCCGCGGGACAUCCGGCUGGGCGAUGUCAUUAUUGCUAUGCCCGACGGUGAUAACCCGGCUAUUGUACCGUAUGGGCUUGGAAAACAGAAAGGGGAGACUGGCUUUGAGUUGUUACGCAGCGGACAUUCUUUGCCUCAGACAGAACGUAUUGUGGGCUCAGCAAUCGGUAAAAUUAAGGCAGAAGGACGUGUAACGAAAUCAAUUUUGGAUCAGUACAACGAAGUGGCCUCGGAGACAGCCAAAUUUUCCGAUCCUGGCCAAAAGAAUGACUCUCUCUACCUAUCUGGCGACGACAAGCCAGUUCUACGGCGGCAGCGUCCAGAAUCUGAACGCAACCGCGUGUGGUAUGGCGCUAUUGGAUCCGGAGACAAAUUGUUAAAAAGCGCCUGGGAUCGAGAUGAAUUAAGAGACACCUACAAUUUGAUUGGAUUGGAAAUGGAGGCCGCAGGUGUCAUGAGUGAACUGCCUGUGGGGAACAUUCGAGGAGUCUGUGAUUAUGGAGAUGAGCGGAAGAACAAAGACUGGCAGCCUUAUGCAGCGGUUAUGGCAGCUGCCUAUGCAAAAGUGGUGUUGAUGGAGAUAGAACCGAAACCUGUCGCGCAGAAAAUCGGCAUGGACGAUGAAUUUACUAGUGAAGACAAACAUUGUCUGAAGGACAUACUAUUGACUAAUCCAGACGAUGAUCGAAGACGAAUCGAGGAAACAAAAGGCGGCUUGCUCAAUGGCUCUUUUCAAUGGAUCCUGGACAAUCCCAAGUAUUGCAAAUGGUACACCAACACACAUAGUCAACUACUCUGGAUCAAGGGGGACGCUGGGAAGGGGAAGACAAUGCUUAUGAUUGGGAUAAUCAAGGAGCUGCUACAGCAUGCCAAACUAAAAUCAUCACAGUCGUUGGCAUACUUCCUGUGCCAAGCUGCAGACCCCAAACUCAACAAUGCUACUGCUGUUCUUCGGGGAUUGAUUUACAUGCUAGUUGUCCAACAGCCACAAUUAGUACGAUACUUGCGACAACGGUACGACCUGGAAGGAAGGAAGUUGUUCGACGGUGGAAAUGCGCUUUACAGCCUGUCUUCAAUUUUCGAGAAUCUGAUGAAGUAUUCGCAGCACACCACAACAUACCUGCUUAUUGAUGCUCUUGAUGAGUGCGAGGGAGGGUCGAGUGACCUACUGAAGCUUAUCGCAAAGACAGCCUCCAUGCAAUCUCAUCAAGUAAAGUGGAUUGUCUCGAGUCGCAAUAGAGGGGACAUUGAGCACUUCUUACACGGUGGCUACGAAUCGAGCAAGCUUAGCCUUGAGCUUAAUGCGCCUCACAUAUCUUGUGCCGUUGAGACAUAUAUAAAUUAUGGGAUUUCACAGCUAGGUUUACUCAAACACGACAAAACUCUCGAAGAGCACGUCCGAAUUCAAUUGCAUCAGAAGUCAGACGACACGUUCUUAUGGGUGUCCUUGGUGAUUCAAGAUCUCCAAAAAUGCCAGCAUCUUGGAGCAAUGAUUGAGAUGUUGGAGGGGAUCCCUAAAGGCCUUUCUGCACUAUACGAUAGAAUGGUACAUCAAAUAAGGCAGCUUGAGGAUCAAGACCGCGCGUUGAUCGUGUUGAUUCUGUCAAAUGCUACACUCGCCUAUCGUCCCCUUCACUUACAAGAAAUGUGCUGUCUAUUGAGCGAUCAUAAUUUGAAGUGCGGCUUGGAUGAUUUGGAGGCAGCUGUGGCUAUGGACGGUUCACUUUUAAGUAUCCGGGAUGAUCGUCUCUAUUUUGUGCAUCAGUCAGCAAAAGAUUACAUCAACAAUCAUGCAUCCAUGGAAAUCUUCCCCUUGGGACGAUCAGAAGUUCAUUACCGGAUGUUUCAGCAGUCUUUGAGGACUCUUUCAACCAAAUUGUACCGCAAUAUGUAUCAUCUCGAGAACGCUGGUGUUUCAGCAUCCGAGAUCGCGACUCUUCGACCCGACCCUGAUCCACUGGCUACAUUACGUUAUAGCUGUACGUUCUGGUUGGACCAUUUCCUAGAAAUCGAACCAGGUUCAACAAUCAGGUCCGAAAGCUCAGAAGUUGCAGUGAUAUCGGGAUUUUUUACAAAGCACCUUCUUCACUGGUUUGAGAGCCUCAGUCUCAUUGGGGAGCUUCCGCAUGGGAUCUGGGCCCUCAGAAAACUUGUGUAUCAAGAGCAAGCUGAAGGUGGCCUAGAACCAGUUCAAGGCGGAGGGAAUUUCGUGAGGCGUUCUUUGAGAAAAGUGCUGAAUUACCCAAAAAAGAGAUCUCAGCCCCAUUCAAUUUUACGGGAAGCGGAGAGACUUGCAAACAGCUACGGUUCAAUAAUAGGAGAGGCCCCUCUGCAAGCAUAUACGGCCACACUUGUUUUCUGUCCUCAAAAGAGUCAAAGUAAAAUCCUUUACUGGAGGGAAAGGCUGGAUCUGGUCGAGCACGCGUUUGGAAUCCAGGAAAGGUGGGAUCCAUACUUGCAGUUGUUGGAUGAACAUACCAACCGAGUCAACGGAGUGGCUUUCUCUCCGGAUGGCAAAUUACUCGCAUCAGCUUCAGAUGACUGCACCAUUCGAUUUUGGGAUACAGUCACGGGCCGUAUGAAGCAAGUGUUACAGGACCAUGCUUGCGUCAAUGCAGUUGCCUUCUCCCCGGACGGUAAACUGUUAGCAUUGGUUUCCAAUGACUGCACUGUCCGGCUAUGGAACACAACAAGCCUUGUACUGCAAGUCUUACAGGGGCAUUCCGAACGAGUUAAUGCAGUAGCCUUCUCCCCAGACGGCAAGAUAGUAGCCUCGGCUUCUGAUGACUGCACUGUUCGGCUUUGGGACACGGCAGGUGUUGUGAAGCACGUUCUACAGGAUCAUACUGAACGUGUUAAUGCGGUGGCUUUCUCCCAGGACGGCAAAACACUAGCAUCAGCUUCAGAAGACUGCACCACCAAGCUCUGGGACACAAUCACGGGUCUCCUAAAGCAGACCCUAGAGCGUCCUAAGCCAGUCAACGCAGUUGCAUUUUCUCCAAAUGGAGAAAUAUUAGCAUCAGCCUCGUCCACGCUUAUCAUGCUCUGGGAAGCGGCUACUGGUCGUAAUAUGGAUGUCCUACAUGAAGUGUUCACAGGACCGUCUCAAUGGUUCAUUCCCCAUACUGAUACGAUCAGGGCGCUGGUCUUUUCCCAGGAUGGCAAGACGCUCGCUUCAGCCGCAAAUGAUCGCAAUAUAGUGCUUUGGGAUACGGCCAACUGGAGGGUAAAGCGAAUUCUACAGGGCCACACUGAAUCGAUCAGGGCAGUGGCUUUCUCCCCAAAUAGCCAAAUACUAGCCUCUGCAUCAAAUGACUACACCAUUCGGGUCUGGGACACAGCCAUAGGUCUUGGAAAGCGAACUCCACAGAAACCACGGCCUGAAGCUGUGCCCUUGUUCCCGGGCAAGCCGCCCAAUAUUGCGAAAUUCUCCUUGAACGGUGAUAUGCUCGCAACAGUGGGACACAGAAGUGAAAUAUUUCUCUGGGAUACAACGACGAGCCAUAAAAAGUUGAUCUCACGGGGUAUUCUAGGAUCGAUCAACGCACUUGUCUUCUCUCCAGAUACCAAGAUGCUAGCAUCGGCUUACAACGAUGGCACCGUCAGGCUUUGGGAUGCGGCUAGGGGUAAGAUGAAACAGACUCUCAAGGCCAACGAUAAUUCGGUCAACGCAGUGGCCUUUUCACCUGGCUGCGGAAUGCUAGCUUCGGCUUCCAAUGAUGGCAUGGUUAGACUUUGGGAUAUAGCCAAGGGUAUUGUGGUCUUCAGCUAUGAAGAAGUGACCACUGCACUGCUGUUUUCAGAUGAUGGUUGUCUAUUGAAUACGGACAAUAGUUGUUUAUGUUUGAAUUCCUUCACUGCCCAGCCGCUCUAUCCUCGAAAAGUGGAGCGCAGAAUCACCGCUCAUGACAAAUGGAUCAGUUGCGACGGGGAAAAAUUGGUUCUGGCCCCGCCGGAGUACGAAUUCGUGAAUGGCAGUAAUGAUACUAUCAUUCUUCGCCAUUUCUCUGGAAACAUAACAUUUAUCAAGUUCAAGUUACCUAUGCAGUGA